AUGACAUAUGUUCGAGUACAUGGUCGCCCUGAUCUAUUCAUCACAUUUACAUGUAACCCUACUUGGAAAGACAUCACAGAUGCACUGUUUUCUGGACAAAAGCCGCACGAUCGUCAUGGCAUUAUAGCGAGAGUAUUUCAUAUUAAAGUAAAGAAAUUAAUGGCACUUUUGACUAAAGGAAAAUUAUUUGUUGACGUACGUGCCGAAAUACCAGACCCCGAGCAAGAUCCUCUUUUAUAUGACAUCGUCAAAAGUAACAUGAUUCAUGGUCCCUGCGGCAGCUUAAAUCCUAAUGCUCCUUGCAUGAAAGAAAAUACAUGCAGUAAAAGAUACCCUAGAAAACUUUGCCGAGAAACACAGACAGGAGACGAUGGAUACCCAGAGUACAAGAGGAGGUCUACAAAUAACGGUGGCUUUACUGUAAGAAUUAAAGGACUUGAUUUAGACAACCAUUGGGUUGUGCCUUACAACCCAGUCUUAUUACGUACUUUCAAUUGUCACAUCAAUGUAGAGAUGUGUCAUUCUGUUAAGUGUAUUAAGUACAUCUGUAAGUAUGUAAACAAGGGCAGUGAUUAA
Messenger RNA from Aphis gossypii (cotton aphid), 576 nucleotides. RefSeq lists its product as uncharacterized. The transcript has 2 exons. The record is from RefSeq and is a predicted model, not a curated record. Lineage: Eukaryota; Metazoa; Arthropoda; Insecta; Hemiptera; Aphididae. Bases 1 to 576 code for a protein of 191 amino acids.